Messenger RNA from Truncatella angustata, 2997 nucleotides. RefSeq lists its product as uncharacterized. Gene Ontology annotation, biological process: phosphorelay signal transduction system; phosphorylation. The record is from RefSeq and is a predicted model, not a curated record. The coding region runs from base 1 to 2997 and encodes 998 amino acids. Lineage: Eukaryota; Fungi; Ascomycota; Sordariomycetes; Amphisphaeriales; Sporocadaceae. Gene Ontology annotation, molecular function: phosphorelay sensor kinase activity. The transcript has 2 exons.
AUGGGCGACCCGUCCAAAACGACCGAGCAAACAAGUCGGAUCGGUCCAGACAAGCACACAUCGCUAGGGUCUGUCCGACCUCACGGCCACCUUGGUGAUAUCGAGUACUUGAAAUGGGUUCGCCGACACGACUGGGCAUCAACCUCGUGUGGCCCAAUCGAGACAUGGACUGAUGAUCUUCGACAAGCGUAUCAGCUAGCACUUGCAUCACCCGACCCUACCUGUCUGUUGUGGGGCAGUGACUAUACUAUGCUCUACAACAAACCCUACUCGAUCAUGAUCGAGGGCAGACAUCCGAAAGCCCUAGGACGCCCAAUGGUCGAGAACUGGCCAGAGGUCUUCCCGGUCUAUAAAAAGCUCUUUUGGAUUACCAGGCAGACGGGUCAGCCAAUUCAGCACGAAAAUAUCUCGCGAAUUUGGGCGCGCGGUGGGUAUCCAGAACAGAUCUACGCCAAUCUGACCUUCCUGCCGAUCCUCGACAAGAACGAAUCAGUGGCGGGGUUGUGGGUGUACGUUCAUGAGACCACUCGCCAAGUCAUUCUGGAGAAGAGAAUCAUGAACUUGGCAGACAUGAGCAACCGUUUGGCGCAUUCGACAGCUCUAUCGGACAUAUGGACAUCACUGAUGGCUGUACUUGACGAGUGUAAAGAUGACAUCUAUUUCGCAGCUGCAUAUGAGGUAAAGCUCUCAGUUGGCACAUCAGCAUCAGCACGGUUGAACCUUGAGAUCACACAUGGCAUGGCCGACAGGCUAGGAAGCCACCCCGAGCUAGAUGCAGCAAUCCACAGAACCAUGACAACUGGCGUAACCACCCUGUUGUCGAUGACAGAUGGCAGCUUGUCCGAAGCCUUGCGCGCCUACCUCCAAGAACACGGCGUCCGAGGACCCUGUCGAGAGGUUGUCAUCCAGGCAUUGAGAUGCAACCUCGAUGGUGCUGUAGUGGCCGUGCUGAUCACUGGCAUCAACCCCAUGAGAAAGUUCAACGAAGAUCUCCAGUCGUUCAUUCAGCUCUUGGCAAGGCAGCUCGAAAGCUCCAUCACAAACAUCAUGAACAUGGCCAAGGAAAAGGCUCGUCUCGAACAUGAAUUUGCCACCAAGAUGAACAAGAGAUUCUGGCACUUCAGCGAGAAGGCACCGAUAGGAAUUUACACAUACGACCGAGAGGGGAUCAUGACGUAUUACAACAAAGCAUUUGAGGAUCUCACGGGCGUGUCACAAGAAGCCAUAGCACGACCGAUGGGAUGGACAGAUGUGGUUCAUCCCGAUUGUUUGGAUCGCGUUAUUUCUGUUUGGGAGAAGGUUGUCAAUGACGACAGCGACUGCCCACCAAGCUUUGAUGUUCAGUUCAAGAGACCGUGGGCACCUCGUGGGAGGCACGAGUCACUAGACCGAACCUGGUGUUUAGCCACUUCCUACCCCGAGAUAUCAGAGGAAGGAGAGGUGACCGGCGUCAUCGGGUGCGUGGUAGACGUAUCAUCUCUGAAAUGGGCCGAGAGCAUUCAGUCUGAAAGGUUAUCCGAGGCAUUGGAGAUCAGGCGGCAGCAAGAGAACUUUUUCGACGUUACAUCACAUGAACUAAGAAAUCCCCUCAGUGCAAUUAUUCACAGUGCCUGCGAGCUUGUGGAUCAGCUGACCAAACUCAGCACUCGCCCUCUGGUAUCCCUUGAGGCCACCUCUCAAAUAGACUAUCUUAUAGAGAUGGCAACAACCAUCAUCUACUGCGGCAACCAUCAGAAGCGAAUACUUGACGAUGUACUUACGCUGUCUAAGCUGGACUCGAACCUUUUACAAAUCUUCCCCAUCAGCACAAACCCCGCGAAAUUGGUCACCGAGGUGGUCGCAAUAUUCUCCUCGGAACUCCGCACGUCCGAAAUCGACCUCGAGGUCCAUCUGGGAGACGAUUAUCGGCGGUUAGGCGUCGAGACAGUAUUGCUGGAUCCGCACCGCAUCACCCAGGUGAUGGUGAAUCUACUGUCCAACGCAAUCAAAUUCCUCAAGAGCGAGUCGCAGCGGCACAUCCGGCUUAGUGUGGACGCGUCUCUCGUCGGACAGGAGCAAGAUCCUCAUGUGCGCUAUGUCCCCUCAAGGACGGGUUAUUGCGACCCCACCAACAACGCCGAAUGGGGAGCGGGCGAGCCUCUAUAUGUGUCCUUUUCCGUACAGGAUACGGGGCCGGGCAUGACGCAACAGGAAGCUAGCCGACUGUUCAAACAGUUCUCACAGGCGUCGCCCCGCACGCACGCCAAAUAUGGCGGUUCUGGCCUUGGCCUGUUCAUCUCGCGGGAGCUCACAGAGAUGCAUGGGGGCCGAAUCGGGCUCUCGACGGAACAGGGUCACGGCAGCAUUUUCAGUUUCCACGUCAAAACGCGCCGCGACGUUUCCUGCCAAACGAGCGAAAUCCCGAUACUUGACAAGAUGUCGCUCCCUCCCAUCCAACACCUGAAGGUCGCGACCCCACCACUAGAAUCACAUGGGCAGCUCGAGAUCAUCACCAUUCAUGAGCAACUCGAGCAGCUCGCGAAGGCGGACCCGCUGUUGCCGCCCCCAUCUUUGAUUUUGGAGAGGGUUGUCAAGAAAUUGCUCAUCGUCGAGGACAAUCUCAUUAACCAAAGACUCUUGGAAAAACUUUUCAUCAAACAUGGUUACGAGGUGGCCGUGGCGAAUGAUGGGGAAGAAGCAUUAGCUAUAAUCAUGGGCUCUGCGUGGAAUUGUUCCCUUGCUCGACCCGCCCAGCCACGAUUUGAUUUGGUAUUGUCUGACAUCGAGAUGCCCAUCAUGGACGGCAAGACGUGCGUCCGCCGCAUACGACAGCUUCAGCAGGAAGGCAUGCUACAUGCGCACAUCCCGGUCCUCGCCGUGACUGGCAACGCACAAAUGGAGAAAGUCAAGGAGGCACAGGAGUGUGGGUUUGAUGCUGUCGUCACCAAACCUUAUGUUAUCAGUGAACUCCUCAAGGUUGUACACGAACACUCUUCUCACGUUUGGAAUGCAGGGUGA